This is a messenger RNA of Opisthorchis viverrini, 1868 nucleotides long. RefSeq lists its product as hypothetical. The coding region runs from base 12 to 1868 and encodes 618 amino acids. NCBI's taxonomy places the organism in Eukaryota, Metazoa, Platyhelminthes, Trematoda, Opisthorchiida, Opisthorchiidae. The transcript is spliced from 3 exons. The record is from RefSeq and is a predicted model, not a curated record.
AACCUGCCAGGAUGAACCGCAUGCCAAAUGAAAAAGACACGGAGGAUCAACCUUUUGGUUUACCACAAAGGCUUUUUUGCAACAGUCCCAGAUUUAAAGAAACAGAUGUGGAGAGUUUGAAGCCCAUCAAAGAAGUAGAGAGUUCAGACACAAAGAAAGUGAAUCUGAAAACAGUUCAACUAAAGCCAUGCUUACUUAUGUCAAACGGAACGAAACCUCCAAUUGAACUAUUGAAAAAUCCUGAAAACCAGCGCUACGGUGACAUAGCGGCUGUCAAAGUAAUCGAACUGUCCAAAAAGGUUCGCGAACUAUCUUCUAGCCUCGCGCACGAACAAAACAAGUCCCGCAGAUUCGCAGAUCGUAUCAGAAUUCUAGAAGUUCAGCUGAAAGAACAGAGCAAACAAAGUGAUGCAUCAACAGGUGGACAAAAUAACACCAUCAGGCAUUCUGAAGUUGAGUGUGAGGCGUGUAAAACACUGAAAUCCCUUCAGGAAAAACUCAGCAAAACUGAACAAUACAUAAACGAGUUGAAGGAUCAAAACCACAUCUUAGACGCAGAUCUGAAACUGGCUAGAAAAGUCCUUGAGCUGGAAACCGGUGAGAAUAUCACUAAUCUCAGCACCUGGCUAAGAGGCUUACAACUCAACUGCGGUGACACAUCAAAAGGCAAUUCUGGUGGUUGGCGUGGAAGGCAACAACAAAUUGUCCUGCUAAGAAGCAAAAUAAAAAAUCUUGAGAUCCAAAUGGGAAAAAUAACUGCCGUCACCAAAUCAAAGGUUGAAUUUGCAAUGGGGGACGAAAAUGGCGAAUCAUCAGGGGCCACAUCUUUCGGUGCCUCUGAAUUGGACUUCCUCGAUGACAACAGACUGCUGGGACAACCCUUCGGUCGCUUGGAACAGGGCAACCCAUUGUCAAAAUCACGCAACAUGAUUGCGGAGAGUAACAUUGAAAAAGAAAACGAGUCCCUAAGGUCAGAGCUUUCGGUACUUCGGACUAGGCUAAGAAAUUCCAAGAAUCGAGAAAAGACUGCAACAUCGGAAUUUGUCGAACUGAAGAAGCAGCUCCAGUGGGUUUUAGAAAAGGGAAAGAACGACGAUGAAUUAAUCCAGUCUCUGUUAGAAAGCAAGACCAAAUUACAAACGGCCCUUGAACAGGAGGUGAAAAAGCACAUGGAGCUGGAUGAAAAGCUCAAAGAGUUAUCGGAUGAAUCAUCAAGUCUCCGGGUUCAGCGCGACGCAAUACAGACCCAAUAUCAGGAAAUACUUGACCAGAAGAACGAAAAGAUUGCUGAAAUGGAACGGAUGCAGAAGGAGUGGGUGACAAAAACAACGCCCACUGUGCCUGACAAGUCGCAGUGCUCCAUGGACGAGACGACCCGUCAAACAGCGGAUGAUGACAACCUUGGAAAACAGGUUGAAUUUUUAACCAUCGAACGAGAUGGACUGCGUCAGCUAGUGGAGACACUGAAUAGCCAGCUGGAUAGACAAAUAGAGGAGAUUAUGGAACUUGAGAAAAAAAUCGCUGAAACAGAUCGCUGUACGACUGCAAGUACCCUGGGAAGUCGUAUUCCAAGGUACGGGAGCAACAAAAACGCUACGGAAAAAUGUAGUCCCGCGGGCAAUGCACUUGACCGUCUUUGUAGCCGCGACUAUCGGCAAAAGGUCAUCAACGAUGCAGGUCUGAGUGUUGCUGCGGCCACUCUGGUUGGGAAACGGAUUGACGAACUUCAGUCUGCCUUGGGGGCUGCCAGGGACGAGAUAAAGGCGCUGAAAUCCAUGGUCAAGCGACUGAAAAAUGUAAGGCAAGAGGACUUCACAAUUCUCACACAAAUCGUCACACAACUGCGUUCGAGCUGUUCGGAGGAGUAA